Talpa occidentalis (Iberian mole) is the source of this 3869-nucleotide messenger RNA. It is a transcript of the gene MPPED2, whose product is annotated as metallophosphoesterase domain containing 2. The transcript is spliced from 7 exons. Gene Ontology annotation, molecular function: hydrolase activity. Bases 1736 to 2620 code for a protein of 294 amino acids. The record is from RefSeq and is a predicted model, not a curated record. NCBI's taxonomy places the organism in Eukaryota, Metazoa, Chordata, Mammalia, Eulipotyphla, Talpidae.
GAUUUUUCUUCUGGGAUUCCUGGCAUAUAUUACUUGGUUCCUUUCUUCUGUGGAGCAAAUGUGUUGAAGUAUAAAAGGAAAAUUAAAAAAAAAAAAGCACGAGUCUGUUUCAAUAUUUUAUAUGAAAAGUAAUGUACGUGUGAUGAGGGUGAGACACUCCCACAGCUGAUUAAUUGGCAGGUUUUACUGCCUAAAUCCAGGAACAAGGUGAUGCAGCUUCCUGACAGUUUUGGGCAUUAAGUUUAUCAUUCUGUCUCCUUUCAAGCUUUCUCAAAAUUUCUCACACUUCAGGAGGGGAACAUAGUCCUCUGUCUCUGACAGUAUUGCUCUGGGUUUGUCUGUAAUAGUCUCAGGGUAUGUUCAUUUUGAGAUGUGAGUGAGUGAAUAUAGUGUUUUUAAAAAAUCAGCCUUUUCUUGACAUGUCUGUAAAGGUUUCCGCAAAAGUUUUGAAGCUCUCUGACAUUUUCUUCAAAGGACUCCAGAUUAAAGAAGAUUAGACGCUGCAGGUGCACUGUUUCGAUAAAACAUUUGAAAGAGAACAUGGUAAAGAUGAAUUCAAAUGAGGUGCCAGCCACCCGUUUAGUCCUGCAGAGUUUCAGGGGCCUGUGCCUGCUGAUGAAACGAUGUUCUGUUUGUCUUGCGGGCAAAGGUGUGAACAGGCUCCGAUGUUCACUUAAUAGAAAGGCAGUUUUACCUUGACUUCAGGAUACUGUGGACCUUCUAAGAGUGUGACUUGAUCACCUCCUAAAUCCUCUGUCUUCUGGGCAUCAAAUAGGAGGGACUAAUGCUAACUACUGUAAGUCUUUGCAUAGGUAUUUGCAUAUUAAGUGUGCAUGUUUUAUUGUUAGACCUUCUUACUUAGUUUAAUUAGCAAGUUAACUCCAGAAACAUUUAACCAGUUUCUGGCAGAGGGUCCAGAGAUGGUGACUGGGAGGUCACAAUGGUCUAGACAUGAAUUUUUUUUCCUUUGCUUCUUAAUGUUCUGUAUUUCACACAAUAGACAUUGAUGGCAGGAGCAUAAGAAUUGCCAUGUAAUUUUUACUCCACUGUCUAAUUUAUGCAAACAGUAAGUUCUUGCAGUCUGAAAAUGUGUAUUUUUUCCCCCUCUGUGCUUUGAUGGCUAACAUUCUUUUUAAUGACAGUCAUUUCUAUAACAGGAAGAUGUUUUCAUUUGUAUUUACUUUUCAGCGCAGCGCAAUUAUGCAGUUUUGCGCUUCAGUAGUGUCUCGGUACUUUGUAUCUCAAAAGAGAAUUACAGUACUUAGAACAGGACUGCAAUUUGAAGCAGGUGUUGUGUUUUACUGUUAUGCAAAAUAACAGUAAAAUAUAAUUGUGGGGGAAAUUAAGGAAACAGCUGCAAACUUGGUAUGAAAACUGCUACAUUAUGAUUUGUAAGCAGUUCUUAGCAAUAUCUUACAUCAGAGGAGCAGAGAAAGAUUUUAAUUUAGUUAAUCCUACCAGCCUGGGUGUCUAUCAACUGGUGCUAAAAGGACUCAUACUUCCCAUGAAGUUAGGAAGAAGAAACAGAACCCAAAGUGAUACUUUGUUUAAAAUGCCAGAGCACCAGGGAUUCCUCUCCUGGCAGUGCUGUUGUACUUUGGGAACUCAGGCAAGAAACGCCCAGCGGUAUUGAUGAGUAGAUCCUUGGGCUCAGAGGUUGGCUGAAACACACCAUGCCUGCUUCUAUUAUUCGCUCCGGAAAGUUGUGAAUUGCUCAUGCCUAUAGGGAGGAAGGAUGGCACAUGGGAUUCCUUCUCAAGGCAAAGUUACCAUAACGGUGGAUGAGUACAGCUCAAAUCCCACCCAGGCAUUCACGCACUACAACAUCAACCAGAGCAGAUUCCAGCCGCCACAUGUCCACAUGGUCGACCCCAUCCCAUAUGAUACUCCAAAACCAGCGGGCCACACGCGGUUUGUCUGCAUCUCAGACACACACUCCAGAACAGAUGGUAUCCAGAUGCCUUAUGGGGACAUCCUUCUCCACACAGGCGAUUUCACCGAGCUGGGACUGCCCUCAGAGGUUAAGAAGUUUAAUGACUGGUUAGGAAACCUGCCAUAUGAAUAUAAAAUAGUGAUUGCUGGGAAUCAUGAACUGACAUUUGAUAAGGAAUUCAUGGCAGACCUUGUUAAACAGGACUACUACCGUUUCCCCUCUGUGUCCAAAUUGAAACCGGAGGACUUUGACAACGUUCAGUCCCUCCUGACAAACAGUAUUUACUUACAAGACUCGGAGGUAACAGUGAAGGGAUUCAGGAUAUACGGUGCACCUUGGACCCCGUGGUUUAAUGGAUGGGGCUUUAACCUACCCAGAGGUCAGUCUCUGCUGGACAAGUGGAACCUCAUCCCUGAGGGCAUCGACAUACUCAUGACACACGGACCUCCUCUGGGUUUUCGAGACUGGGUUCCAAAGGAGCUUCAAAGAGUGGGUUGUGUGGAGCUUUUAAACACAGUCCAGAGGCGAGUACGCCCCAAACUCCAUGUGUUUGGUGGAAUCCAUGAAGGUUAUGGCAUUAUGACCGACGGUUACACAACGUACAUCAACGCCUCAACGUGUACAGUCAGCUUUCAACCGACCAACCCUCCAAUUAUAUUUGACCUUCCAAACCCACAGGGUUCCUAAAGCUCUGAACACUCAAUUGGAAUGUGAGGGAAGGUCUAUAAACUGCCAUUUUUCUAAUUAUAAACUUACAUUCUCUUACUUGUUGAUUUCCAAAUCCUGUGAGUUCUUUUUGUAAAUUGCUGGAACACAAAUGAUGCUAGAGGUUGUGCUUCUUUAUUUUUUUUUUUUUAAAUGGAGCAUCCAUUUGAAAUCAAAGGAGCCUUGUGAAUUUGUAAAAUGACUUCUGUUUUCUUAAAGGCCACGCCAUUGUAAAUUGUUAGCGUUCGCCAAAGGACAGCCAAGCUUUCUUUUUAAAAGGUGAUAAAAAUCUUAUUUUGAUAUGCUUUAAGCUGGAAGAAAAAGAGGAAAAGAAACAGGUAGGCAGUGUUUUAAAAAACCACCCAGAUUUGCACAACUGUUGAGUAUUGUUUGAAGUAUUUUAUUUUUUGAUGUUUUGUUGUUGUUGUUGUUUUCCCGAUAAUGCUUCUGUUUCGCAGACAUGGCCCGGAUUUAUAGCAAUCUUCUCAGCGCAAGUAGGCGUGGAAAAGACUUCUCUUCACACUCUCACUAUAAAGAAAGCAGUGUCAAGGGAAGAAAACGGCAUCGUUUUGAAGGAUGGCUUAGCUAGUGAGAUCCAUAGUGUGGUUAGAUGAGGUCUCUCCUUGUAUGUUUGUUUCUUUUAACUUAUUUUAGCUUUAAAAAUAUGGAAUCUGUUAAGAGCAGGUAUUUCAUGCAGUUAAAACUAAAAGUGCAGACUCCUUUUCAAUAUGGAUUUAUAUAUAUGAAUAUUUUCUGUGUACUUUGACAGUUCAGAGUUGGGUGUUGCCAAGGACAGUAAACUACAGAAGGAUGCUUUAUAUAUCAGGGCAUCUGAAGUCCGAAGGAGCUGACACAUUUUCUGAGAACUCACGGUCUCAAAGAGCUUGAGUUCAAUCUAGGUACAGUUACAGACGUGUAUAGACUUAAAUGGAUGCAAUGGAAGCUAACUAAAAUAAGGCUUAGUUGUCCUUUAUAUUUAAAUACCCCGAAUUGUCUUCUUACUUCCUCUCCCUCCCCUCAUUUUGCACUGUGUGUCGAUGCAAUCUUCGCUAGCACAAAAUAUUGUCGCUAAUAGUCAUUUCUGUUUUCCCAUUGUAAAUGCUGUUGAGCUUUAUUCUAUUUUAUGUUAUCUUGUUAAUGAAAUUUAGGAAAGCAGUUGUUUCUUUAAAUUUAUUGUGAUAUUCUAUAUCUAGCGGCCUUUAUAUGCAAAUAAAAUUGCAAGAUUUUUAAA